Vittaforma corneae ATCC 50505 is the source of this 267-nucleotide messenger RNA. RefSeq lists its product as uncharacterized. The transcript has a single exon. The record is from RefSeq and is a predicted model, not a curated record. Lineage: Eukaryota; Fungi; Microsporidia; Nosematidae. Bases 1 to 267 code for a protein of 88 amino acids.
AUGAACGACGUGGACAUUACUGAGCAAAUAGACAAAGAAGUACAGGACCUUCAGGAAAAACUGAAAGAUAGACUGAAAGAGGCUGAAGAUUUGAGUGAACUGAACAAACAAGUUAGCCAGACAACAUUCUCCUUAGAACAGCACACAAGCAGCUUACAAGAAUCUGCGUACAGAACCAAAUGGAAAAUUAUGAUGGAGUAUUACAAAUAUGUUAUUGCCAUUGCCGUUGUGGUUCUACUUUUACUAUUUAUAAUAUUUAAGAGGUAA